Messenger RNA from Mucor mucedo, 462 nucleotides. Its product is annotated as copper fist DNA binding domain-containing protein. The transcript is spliced from 3 exons. The record is from RefSeq and is a predicted model, not a curated record. Lineage: Eukaryota; Fungi; Mucoromycota; Mucoromycetes; Mucorales; Mucoraceae. Gene Ontology annotation, biological process: intracellular iron ion homeostasis; positive regulation of transcription by RNA polymerase II; intracellular copper ion homeostasis. Gene Ontology annotation, molecular function: RNA polymerase II cis-regulatory region sequence-specific DNA binding; copper ion binding; DNA-binding transcription factor activity, RNA polymerase II-specific. Bases 106 to 393 code for a protein of 95 amino acids. Gene Ontology annotation, cellular component: nucleus.
UUUUUUUUUUUUUUUUUAAUCAUUAUAAAAACGCCUUACCACAAACACUUCCCCCCCCUCUCUUUUUUUUUUCGUUGUUCCCUUCUUUAGAUAUAUAUAUAUAAAAUGAUUGUGAUUGAUAAUAUAAAGUAUGCUUGUCAAAAAUGUAUAAAGGGCCAUCGAUCCUCACGGUGUGAUCACACAGAACGAAAUUUAAUGAUGGUGCGAAGGAAAGGGCGACCGAUCAGUCAAUGCGAUGCAUGUCGAGAACAACGUAUCAAACGUCAAAUCCAUCAAAAAUGUGUCUGCAAAGCCUAUGAUAAACCCUCUUUUCGCAUUACCACACGUCAUCUCAUGUCCAUUGAUUCUCUCCUAUCCAAAACUACACUCUUGCAUUCUUCUCCACUGAAAUAAAAUAUCGUGACGACGUCACAAAAAAAUUAAUCUAUUUAUUAUUUUUUGAAUAAACGCGUUUUUUUUUUU